Messenger RNA from Galeopterus variegatus (Sunda flying lemur), 3926 nucleotides. RefSeq names its product autophagy related 9B (gene ATG9B). Gene Ontology annotation, cellular component: autophagosome; phagophore assembly site. The transcript has 17 exons. The record is from RefSeq and is a predicted model, not a curated record. Gene Ontology annotation, biological process: autophagy of mitochondrion; protein localization to phagophore assembly site. The coding region runs from base 677 to 3376 and encodes 899 amino acids. Lineage: Eukaryota; Metazoa; Chordata; Mammalia; Dermoptera; Cynocephalidae.
GCAUGGGGAAGGGUCCUAAUGUGAGUUUGGUGGAAUAGCCAUGACAUGGAGUGAGUGAUAUUGGGUGAGUGAGGUGGGAGAGACUAGACAAAAUCCCAUAUAACCCAUCUUGACAGAUGUCUCAGAAAGAUCACGGGAAUUUCCUGGCUCCUUUACAACGUGGGAUUCCUUUUUGCCACCUAUAGAAGGGCUGGGUCUUGUUUUCAUAGUUCUCUGUCCUGCUCAGGGAUAAAGGUAUGUAAGACCUGAGCUACUAUGACCAUUCCCCUCCCAGAAAGGAGGCACAGAAGGAGAAAAGCAGGCAUAUCUGGACUCAAGUCUUGUGGGUAAUUCCGUGAUUGCUUUCACAUUCCUCUAAUGAACAAUUUGGAAGCACUGUGUUCCUCUCUCCAUUUUAUGGAUACUGGCCCCUACAUCAGCCCUUGGGCCUGAGCCCUGGAGGUUCUGACACCUGGUGGCUGAAUCAGCACCUCAGGAAUGGGCUUCCGUAGGAAACCUGGUGAUUCAGGGCCUCAAGAAUGGCGUUGGGCAAGCCACCACACCAGCUGCCCUUGUCUCCUCCUCCUUGUUGAGGCAACAACAAGGAAGUCAACUCAGUCCCAGCUCAGCUCCACAGACCUCUGUGGAAACAGCAACAGCUCCCAUCUUUCCAACCUUCUGGAGAAGCCACAGCCCGAUGGUGAGCCGAAUGGGCUGGGGGGGAGGCAGGGGGCGGCGUAGGCGGCUGGGGCGAUGGGGAGACCUGGGGCCAGGAUCCGUGCCCCUCCUCCCCACGCCACUGCCGCCUCUUCCUCCUCCUCCGUGCCGGGGACCUGGGGGCGGGAGGAUCUCCAUCUUCUCUCUGUCCUCUGCUCCUCACACCAGAAGCUCCCCCUCCUUAUCUUUCCCUUCCACCCUGGGGCCCCCCUGCCCAGUGCUGCAGGGGACAGGAGCAUCUCAGUCUAGCCAUAGUGCCCUCCCCACCCCAGCCACCCUCCGAACACAGGCACGGCCCACAACAACACCCACCUCUGAUUCCCCCUCCUGGGGAUCCCACUCCACCCCACCCCUGGCCUCGGUGACUCCCCCUCCCUCACGCCGAUGCCCCCAGGACCCUCCUGGGCUGCGGAUAGGCCCUCUGAUCCCCGAGCAGGAUUAUGAGCGGCUGGAAGACUGUGACCCCGAGGGGUCCCAAGACUCACCCCUCCAUGGGGAGGAGCAGCAACCCCUGCUUCAUGUGCCUGAAGGGCUCCUGGGCUCCUGGCAUCACAUCCAGAACCUGGACAGCUUCUUCACCAAGAUCUACAGCUACCACCAGCGGAAUGGCUUUGCCUGUAUCCUGCUGGAGGAUGUCUUCCAGCUGGGACAGUUCAUUUUCAUCGUCACCUUCACAACCUUCCUCCUUCGAUGUGUGGAUUAUAACAUUCUCUUCGCCAACCAGCCAAAUAACCGUACAAGACCUGGGCCCUUCCACAGCAAAGUGACCUUGUCGGAUGCCAUCCUACCCUCGGCCCAGUGUGCCGACAGGAUUCGCUCCAGUCCCCUGCUGGUCUUCCUCCUGGUCCUGGCUGCAGGUUUCUGGCUGUUCCAGCUGCUUCGCUCCGUCUGCAACCUCUUCAGCUACUGGGACAUCAAAGUGUUCUACAGGGACGCACUGCACAUCCCCCCGGAGGAGCUCAGCUCGGUGCCCUGGGCAGAGGUGCAGUCCCGCCUCCUGGCGCUGCAGAGGAGCGGGGGGCUGUGUGUGCAGCCGCGGCCCCUGACGGAGCUGGAUGUCCACCACCGCAUCCUGCGCUACACCAACUACCAGGUAGCGCUGGCCAACAAGGGGCUGCUGCCGGCCCGCUGCCCGCUGCCCUGGGGAGGCGGUGCGGCCUUCCUCAGCCGCGGCCUGGCGCUCAACAUCGACCUGCUCCUCUUCCGCGGCCCCUUCUCACUCUUCCGCGGGGGCUGGGAGCUACCCGACGCCUACAAGCGCAGCGACCAGCGGGGCGCCCUGGCCGCGCGCUGGGGCCGCACGGUGCUGCUGCUGGCCGCCGUGAACCUGGCGCUGAGCCCGCUGGUGCUGGCCUGGCAGGUGCUGCACGCCUUCUACAGCCACGUGGAGCUGCUGAGGCGCGAGCCCGGCGCGCUGGGGCGCGCCUACCGGCCCGCCGCCGCCUUCCUGCGCGCCGCCGCGCCCCCCGCGCCUCUGCGCGCGUUGCUGGCCCGCCAGCUCGUCUUCUUCGCUGGCGCGCUCUUCGCCGCGCUGCUGGUGCUCACGGUCUACGACGAGGACGUGCUCGCCGUGGAGCACGUGCUCACCGCCAUGACCGCGCUCGGGGUCACGGCCACCGUGGCUAGGUCUUUCAUUCCCGAAGAGCAGUGCCAGGGUCGUGCCCCGCAGCUCCUGCUGCAGGCGGCCCUGGCCCACAUGCACUACCUCCCAGAGGAGCCUGGCCCUGGCGGCAGGGCCAGCGCUUACCGGCAGAUGGCGCAGCUGUUGCAGUACCGAGCGGUCUCCCUCCUGGAGGAGCUCCUGUCCCCGCUCCUCACCCCGCUGUUUCUCAUCUUCUGGUUUCGCCCUCGUGCCCUGGAGAUUAUUGACUUUUUUCAUCACUUCACUGUGGAUGUGGCUGGGGUUGGGGACAUCUGUUCCUUUGCCCUUAUGGAUGUGAAGCGCCACGGCCACCCUCAGUGGCUCUCAGAGGGACAGACGGAGGCCUCAAUGUCUCAGCGUGCAGAGGAUGGAAAGACUGAGCUCUCUCUAAUGCGCUUCUCCCUGGCACAUCCGCAAUGGCGCCCUCCAGGGCACAGCUCUAAGUUCCUUGGGCACCUUCGCGGACGUGUACAACAAGAUGCAGCUGCCUGGGGCGCCACCUCCGCUCGCAGCCCCCCGACCCCAGGGGUGCUCAGCACCUCCACCUCGCCUCUGCCGGAGACCUUCUUGGCCAACCUCUUGGUGCAUCCCCUCCUGCCACCGAGGGACCUGAGCCCCACAGCCCCCUGUCCAGCUGCUGCCACAGCCAGCCUCCUUGCCUCCAUUUCCCGCAUCGCCCAGGACCGCAGCUGUGUGUCCCCGGGAGGCACUGGGGGCCAGAAGCUGGCCCAGCUCCCAGAGCUUGCUUCUGCUGAGAUGAGUCUUCAUGCCAUCUACCUGCACCAGCUUCACCAGCAGCAGCAGCAAGAACCAUGGGGGGAGGCUUCAGCUUCCUCCCUGUCCAGGCCCUGGUCCAGCCCCUCGCAGACGCCCUCGCCUAAUGAGGAGAAGCCAUCCUGGUCAAGUGAUGGCUCCAGUCCUGCCUCCAGCCCCAGACAGCAGUGGGGAACCCAGAGGACCCGGAAUCUGUUCCCUGGAGAGUUUCAGGACACCACAAACACUCCGAAGGAUACUGGCCAGGCCCUUAGCACUGACUGAGAGGACUUUUCAGGGUUCCCUGGCUUUUCCAGCCACAGGAGAUGGAUGGGGUGGAGUGGAAGGACACUGAGCCAUCUUUAGAGGCCCCCACAAACAACAGGCCAAGGAUGCUUUAGUUGGGCAGGACCUGGGGCUCAGUGAGGAACUCGCCCUGGAGAACAGAGAAAGGGUAGGAGGGGAGAUGCCGAUGGUCUCUGGAAACAAGGCCUAGAGAUGGUCCCCACACGGAGGGGAUAAGGGGACACCCCCCUCACCUAGCUAUCUUGGAGAGGUUGCCUGGGAAGAAGUCCCCGAGUAUCCUCAAGGUGGAGGGCAAGGGCCGAGGCGGAGGCCAAGCUUUAUAAACGUAAGGGAAACAAAGAGGCAGUGGGUUGGUCAGGCCGGCCUGUCCUUCAGGUUCCCAUGGGACUCGCGGGGUGGGGGUGGAACUUGAGAGAGGAAAGACUUUAGAGAGGCUGAUGUUUUGUGCUUCAGCACCAGCAUGAUGCCUGAGGAAGUGGGUGUGCCCCUCAACCUGUAUGAGACAAACAGUAAAGAUUGUUCAUGGCUG